Rhincodon typus (whale shark) is the source of this 633-nucleotide messenger RNA. Its product is annotated as HEAT repeat-containing protein 5A-like. Lineage: Eukaryota; Metazoa; Chordata; Chondrichthyes; Orectolobiformes; Rhincodontidae. Gene Ontology annotation, cellular component: endocytic vesicle; membrane; Golgi apparatus. The record is from RefSeq and is a predicted model, not a curated record. Gene Ontology annotation, biological process: endocytosis; intracellular protein localization; retrograde transport, endosome to Golgi. The transcript is spliced from 4 exons. The annotation marks the transcript as partial.
GUUAAAGUCUGCCAGAGAUGUGAUUUCACGCACGGGUCACUCCAUGGCCUUAGGCUGCCUUCACAGAUAUUUGGGUGGAAUAGUUUCAAGUCAGCACUUGAAUGCUUGUGUCAGUAUUCUUUAUACUUUGUCUCAAGACAACACCUCUCCUGAAGUUCAGACCUGGGCACUGCACUCCUUGUCAUUGUUAAUAGAUUCCAGUGGUCCAAUGUAUAACAUCCAUGUGGAAUCAAGUCUGUCUCUUGUCUUGCUGCUGCUGUUGACUGUACCGCCUGCUCAUACUGAAGUUCAUCAAAGUUUGGGCCGUUGUUUGAAUGUGCUUAUUAUUACAUUGGGACCAGAACUGCAAGGUAACAGCACAUCUGUCCCUCUGCUAAGAACUUCCUGUCUAGUUGGCUGUUCAGUGAUGCAGGAUAGCCCUGAUUGUCUUGUGCAAGCACAAGCCAUCUCCUGUCUCCAGCAGUUACACAUGUUUGCACCACGUCAUGUGAACCUUUCUAGCCUUGUUCCUAGUCUCUGUGAGAUCUUGUUGGAUAAUUCAGUUUGGGUAGGUUUUUCCCUUGUUGUACCCAUUUUCCUCUUAUUUCCCACCUACAACCAAGCCUCCCCCACCACAGCCCCAAACAAGUGUUG